This is a messenger RNA of Betta splendens (Siamese fighting fish), 4474 nucleotides long. RefSeq names its product NACHT, LRR and PYD domains-containing protein 12-like. NCBI's taxonomy places the organism in Eukaryota, Metazoa, Chordata, Actinopteri, Anabantiformes, Osphronemidae. Bases 174 to 3506 code for a protein of 1110 amino acids. The record is from RefSeq and is a predicted model, not a curated record. Gene Ontology annotation, molecular function: calcium ion binding; protein binding. The transcript is spliced from 12 exons.
GAGGAAACAGCAUCUGCAUGAGGAAACAGCAGAGCUGAGCUUUGUCUUUCUGCUGGAUCAGUCUAUGGAGACGCAUCUUGUUCAUCUGUGAUGCGUGGCCUGACCAGGUGAGGACACAGGGGAGCUGCUGGACACUGACUCUUAGUGAUUCACCACUGACUUAAGUAUAGAAGAUGGACACUUGUAUGGAGGAAGACAGACCCUCAGAGAGUCUACUCUGUAAGGACAGAGCAGAGCCUGCAGGAUCCAGCUGUCAGUCUACCAGAACCACAACUAGUGCUGAUGUUCAAGAUUAUGGGCAACAGGAUAAUGAACAUAAGAUCAGUGUGAAGAGGAAACGUGAACAUGUGACCAAAGAAAGCAAAUGUGUAAACUAUGCUGUGUCCAUGGGAUCUACUCCAAAUUUAAGUGAUGUACCUAAACCCGCAGACACAAAAGAGGAGCAGCUGUGUGCUUUGUGUGAGGAGGUUCUGAAGGAUCCAGUCUCUACCAGCUGUAAACACACGUUCUGCAGACAGUGCAUCACCGUAUACUGGGACCAGUCUCGAUCAGCAGGAGACUCCUCUUGCCCCCACUGUAGAAAACGAUCCAGAACCAGUGUUUUUCCAAAUGUUGUUUUAAAGGAGCUUCUAGAACAUAAGACAAGUCUGAAAAAUAGAUGUGAGUAUGUGGCCAAACAAAGUGAAACAGGAAAUCAAACCCUCCUCAACAGUAUCUACACAGAGCUCUACAUCUUGGAGGAACAGAGUGAAGGGGUUAAUACCCAACAUGAAGUGAUGCAGCUGGAGACAGCGUCUAAGAAGAAAACCCUCCAUGACACUGCAAUCAAGGUCCACAACAUUUUUAAGGCCUCACCUGACCAGCAGACACCCAUCAGAGUGGUUCUGACCAACGGCGUCGCUGGUGUUGGAAAAACCUUCUCGGUGCAGAAGUUCACGCUGGACUGGGCCGAGGGCCUGGAAAACCAAGAUGUCGAUGUGCUGGUUCUGAUGUCGUUCAGGGAGCUGAACUUGAUUAAAGACGAGCAGCACAGUCUGCUGUCGCUGCUCCAUGUUUUCCAUUCAACAUUAGAGAAAGUCCCAGCAGAGGCGCUGACUGCCUGUAAACUUCUGUUCAUCUUCGACGGCCUGGAUGAAAGCAGACUUUCACUGGACUUCACCAAGACGGAGGUUGUGUCUGACGUCCGACACACGUCUUCAGUCAACGCACUGCUGACCAACCUCAUCCUGGGCAACCUGCUCCCCUCGGCUCUGGUCUGGAUCACCUCCCGACCUGCAGCGGCCCAUCACAUCACAACUGUGCACAGGGUGACAGAAAUACGGGGAUUCACUGACGCCCAGAAAGAAGAGUACUUCAGGAGGAGAUGCAGGGAUGAAGAGCUGUCCAGGAAAAUCAUUGCGCACGUGAAGACGUCCAAGAGCCUCCACAUCAUGUGUCAGAUCCCAGUGUUCUGCUGGAUCGCUGCUAUGGUUCUGGAGCACAUGUUGACUACAGAGCAGAAAGAAGAGCUGCCCAAGACCCUGACGGACCUGUACUCACAUUUUCUGCGGGUUCAGACAGAGAGCAAGAAGAGGAAGUACGGUGAGGGACAUAUAAUGAGUAAACAGGAAGCUAACAGGAGAAACCUUCUGAGGUUGGGGAAGCUGGCAUUUGAGAAUCUGCAGGAAGGAAAGAUCGUGUUCUACCAAGAGGACCUGGAGAAUUGUGGUAUUGAUGCCAAAGACGCUUUGGUUCGUUCAGGAGUUUGUACAGAGAUCUUCAAAGAGGAGAGUGGGAUCUUAAGGAAAACAGUCUACUGCUUCGUUCAUCUGAGCGUCCAGGAGUUCCUGGCUGCAGUCUACAUCUUCCACUGUUACACCAACAAGAAGAGAAAGAUACUGGUGAACUUCCUGAAGAAAAACACUGCCUGGGAUCACAAUGACGAUGACGAGGACAAUGAAGAUGAUAAUGACGAUGAUGACGAUGAUGAUGUGGCGCAACAUUAUUCUUCUAUUGAUGCAUUUUUGUCAAGAUCCAUGUGGAAAUCCAUCCGAAGUAAUAAUGGCCACCUGGACCUGUUUGUUCGCUUCCUUCAUGGUCUCUCUCUUGAGUCCAACCAGAGACUCUUAGGAGGUUUGCUGGGUGAGACACAGAACAGUCCAGAAGUCAUUCAGAGAGUCAUCAACAACCUGAAGGAGAUGAACAGUGAUAAAAUCUCUCCAGACAGAAGCAUCAACAUCUUCCACUGUCUGAUGGAGAUGAAAGACCACUCAGUCUAUCAGAAAAUCCAAGAGUUCAUGAAAUCUGAGAAGAAAUCAGAGAUGAAGCUCUCUAAGAUCCAAUGCUCAGCUCUGGCCCACAUGCUGCAGAUGUCAGAGGAGGUUCUGGAUGAGUUGGACCUGAAGAAGUACAACACGUCAGAGGAGGGACGACAAAGACUGAUCCCAGUUGUGAGAAACUGCAGAAAGGCUCAACUUGGUAACUGUGGACUUACAGAGACUCACUGUGAAGUUGUAGUCUCGGCUCUGAAGUCCCUCCCCUAUUUGAUGCUACUGGAUCUUAGCUGGAACAAUCUGCAAGAUGCCGGAGUGAAGCUACUGUCUACUGGGCUGAAGAGUCCACACUGUCGACUGAUGACUCUGAGAUUAAUGAGCUGCAGGUUGUCAGGGAUCAGCUGUGGUUAUCUGGGCUCUGCACUGGGGUCCAACCCGUCCCAUCUGACAGAACUGGACCUCAGUGGAAACAAGCUGCAGGAUUCAGGAGUGAAGCAGCUGUGUGGUUUUCUGGAGAAUCCUGACUGUCGACUGGAGACUCUAAGAUUGAUUUGCUGCCAUUUGUCAGGGAUCAGCUGUAAUUCUCUGGUCUCAGCUCUGAGGUUGAAUCCAUCUCACCUCAGAAAACUGUACCUGAGUAGAAACAGCCUGCAGGACCCAGGAGUGGAGCAGCUGUGUGGUUUUCUGGAGAGUUCUGACUGUCAACUGGGGACUCUGAGGUUAAGAAGCUGCAAGUUGUCAGAUAUCAGCUGUAAAUCUCUGGUCUCUGCUCUGAAGUCCAACCCAUCCCAUCUGACAGAACUGGACCUAAGCUGGAACAACCUGCAGGACUCAGGAGUGAAACAGCUGUGUGGUUUUCUGGAGAGUCCUCAGUGUCGACUGGAGACUCUGAGAUUAAGUGGCUGCAGUUUGUCAGAGAUCAGCUGUGACUAUCUGGGCUCUGCUCUGAGGUUCAACCCGUCCCAUCUGACAGAACUGGACCUGAGUGGAAACAAGCUGCAGGAUUCAGGAGUGAAGCAGCUGUGUGGUUUUCUGGAGAAUCCUCAGUGUCAACUGAGAACUCUGAGAUUGAGUCGCUGCAGUUUGUCAGAGAUCAGCUGUGAGUGUCUGGUCUUGGCUCUGAAGUCAAACCCGUCCCAUCUGAGAGAACUGGACCUGAGCUACAACGAAGACUUGCCAGAUUCAGUGGUGAAGCCUCUUUCUGACCUGCGGGAGAGUAGGGACUACAAACUGGAGAUGCUGAGGUGGUGGUGAUGAUCCAGAUGUUGAAGCAGCUGCAGUUGGUGUGCAGCUUGAGGUCUAACUGAGAGAUAGUGUGGAAAGGUGUGGAGAUGAAUCUCAGUGCUGCAGUCUGAACUGAUCUGAGAACAGCCCCACUCUGUCCAUCCAUUUUCCCUGUGUGAUCCUCUGGAUGUGACAGAGGACAAUCAGUGGGUCUCUGCUGCCCCGCUGCUGCAGAUCCUCUGUGUGUUGGUUGAUUUUCAGUAAUAAAAGUGUAAUCAAUUAUUAAUUGAAUUUAUUUAUAAAUAUUUUUCUUGAAUGAUUCCGUUCAUAAGCAGGAAGACAGAGAAAUGAAAGUGUGUGGAGCAGCAGAAAGCAGAAAAAUUGUCUUUUUAAUCUUUGCUCCAUGUUGAUUGUUCUACUUCCAAACCAGCAUAGCUCUGUUCAGAGUUUAAUAUGAAUGUGUGAUUAUCCUGGUUGAAGUUAUCCAAUAUUGAAUAUGUAACAUUUGCGUGUGUUUGAGGUUGAAAGGGCACCAUCUCCAUUUUCAUUACACCCACAUCCCUCACACUUUGGUUUGUGUGUGUGUGUGUACAUAUUUGGUUGAAUUAUGAUGGUUUUCUUUGCACUUUGGCUUAUUUAAUUGUGGUGGGUGUAGCGUGGGGCACCUACUCAGUGAUUGUACCUGGGAAAUGAGGACACGUGUGCCUGAUCAGAGCCUCUUUGCUGGUGAAUUACUAAGGAGAAAAACAAUCACAGGGAAACAGUUCCAAUAUUUACUAUGAUAUUAUUAUCCAAUUUUUAUUAAUUGGGUGGUGGCCGGGAACUUUGGUAUGACAGACGGAUUAAUAUAUAUGUUUUUCAACCCGCCUCAACUGGGAAAGAUGGUACACACCACCCAGGUGUACUCGCUGAGUGAGGCUGCAGUGUUUGUGCCUUCGUGAACGAUUGUGCCUUCUGUGAACGAUUUGGUUAAUAAAUAGAAAUGUUUUUCACUUAAA